UUCUGCGUUCCGCACAGUAUGUUCAGUUAGGCGCUCAUCAUGUGCCGGGGCAAGCUACUGUCACUCGGCGGAGUUAAAACCAAGUCAUUUUCCAUGGAUACUGGUCAGUUAGAAUCAGCGAGCGAUGAAGACCACGAAUCAAGUGUACAUCAAGUCAGCGGCUGCUACAGAGUCUCUAGUCCAUCACCUGUCCUGAUUGAGCAUUGUUGCUUAAGAGAUUCUGGAAACAAAUGGAACAUAAUGGUCAAAUGCCGAACAAUACCAAGCCACUGCGUUGGAAAGACUCCAAAGACAAGCGGGUGGAGGAACGUUACAGAAGUGUACCCGGACGCUAGAGUAGUGGAGAAACAUAACGACAUUGAAGUGACCCUACCAACACUGUGUGAAGACAUUGAGAUCGCGGCCUUUGGAAUUCCAGGAAAUGAUGACCAGAAACGAAUGCAAAUGGCGAUCUUUGGAAGAAAACCAACACAAGGAAGAGACUGGAAAAUUCGGGUUUAUCUCAUCGACGAUUCAACAAUAGCCUUUAAGAACGUUUGCAAGAAAGAAGAACAAAUGGGAAACAGACUAUUGACAGCUCUCGCUGGACUGUUUGUGUCCAACACUAAUGAAGAUAUCAGAAUAGAAUUUACUGCUCUAGAACCCGGAUUUCAGGUCAAAGAUAGCAAAGUGAAGACGAUAAAAUCAAAGGAUGCAUGGAACACACCUGAGAACGCCACAGACUUCGCUUGUUGCCAUUUUGUCAUCAGACACGUUGACAAAACGAAGCAGUCAUUUUUCUGUGGAAUAACAGCGUCACAUGAAAACGAUCAGGCCAACAGCGAAGUCGUAGCAUAUUUUGAGCGUGAAUACGGUAAAGAAAUUCAACAAACUGAAUCGUCCCAGACACUGCAAACCACCUCGCUUGGCAUCUCAAAUGAGACGAAUUUCUGGCUACCACUGUUCUUUAUUCUUGCCUUUGGAUUCAAAAGUACACGCUUAAAAGAAUCAAACCCAUUUCUAAGCAUUAUACAACAACUGAGAAACUUACCACUGAAUGAACUACAAGUAACAUAACAAGAAAUUCUGCAGCAGAGGGAAACCACUUCUAAACAAGUUUUUUUUAUAGAUAAUAAGAAUUCCCCCAAAUACUUAGCAUCCCAGUGAACUCAAGAGAUAGAAUAUUGCGGUUCGUGCAUUGUGCGCAGGCAAAUACACUUGCUGACUGUAUAAUGAGCUCAAAAUUUCUUCAUUCCAUUAAAUUUCUAGCACAUUA
Messenger RNA from Orbicella faveolata, 1255 nucleotides. RefSeq lists its product as uncharacterized. NCBI's taxonomy places the organism in Eukaryota, Metazoa, Cnidaria, Anthozoa, Scleractinia, Merulinidae. Gene Ontology annotation, molecular function: netrin receptor activity. Gene Ontology annotation, cellular component: membrane. Gene Ontology annotation, biological process: netrin-activated signaling pathway. The record is from RefSeq and is a predicted model, not a curated record.